GGCGUCACCGAUAAGACACAGCUGCGUGGAAUGCUGUGAUCUGAUCCAAAUCUCGGGGUGAAAAAAAGGAGGGCUGGGCUGGUGAAUGCUGGGUGGUUGAGUUGAACUGGAAUUUAAAAGCGCUGUCAGUCGCGGUGCAGUCAGAGCUUUUGAGUCCGAACCGAAAUGCAGUGAAGAAGGAACACGGGCAGAAAACAGAAAUUACAAUGGGGCUCGUAGGAAACGUGGUGGUUACCGUGGGCGGCCUGAUCACUAACGUCCUGAACUUCUUCACCGACAUUUUUCUGACACCGCCACUGAAAGCCACUUUAAAACAUUUGGAGGAGACUGAGCUCAAAACCUUGACAGGAGAAAUAAAGACCUUCAAGGCCAAGGCUCUGUGGGAGAGAUCUGGAGCUGUGAUCAUGGCAGUGCGACGUCCUGGAUGAUUUAUGUGCAGAGAGGAAGCUGCAGAGCUGUCCUCUCUGAAGCCCCAGCUGGAUCAGCUCGGGGUUCCCCUGUAUGCUGUGGUGAAGGAGGACAUCGGCACCGAGGUCCAGAACUUCAGACCAUACUUCAAAGGGGAGAUUUUCUUGGAUGAAAAGAGACGGUUUUAUGGGCCCCGAGAGCGGAAGCUGGGGCUCCUGGCAUUCGUGCGUUUAGGUGUUUGGCUGAAUGGUCUGAGGGCCUUUAGGAGAGGCUUCAUGGGAAACGUUUUUGGAGAGGGCUUUGUCCUCGGCGGUGUCUUUGUCAUUGGAAAAGGACAGCAGGGAGUUCAUUUGGAGCACAGAGAGAUGGAAUUUGGAGAUAAAGUCAACAUUUCAGAAGUCCUCCGAGCUGCCAGAAGAAUUUCACAGGAACUUUAGAGAGGAAACUAUUCUUCUUACGAGUCCCCGUCAUUGAGAACAUCAUCUCUGGUGCCUUUUACAAUCAGUUAAUCACAUUGAUAAUUCAUCAUCUUUCAGUUGACAAAGUCUUUAACAAUUUAAAUGACAUGUUUGAACUGCAUUUUGGUGAAAGUGUUGGAAAGAAAAAUAUUUGUGAAGUGCAUUAUAGACUUGUGAACUUUGUUUAAGUGCCGGUCUUUAGGAGCCAGUGCAUUUUGCACGACUGUUUUCAUUAGGCUCUGGGUGUGUUCAUGAUGGUCUGUCUUUAAACUCAAUAGAGGGAACAGACCUGAUAUCCAACAUCCAGUUUCCUGUGUUACUUUGUGAUGCUGCUUUGGCAACUAAGAGAGUGAAAACUUUGAAACAAUAAAACAUGUCUUGGUGCUUCACA
Melanotaenia boesemani (Boeseman's rainbowfish) is the source of this 1257-nucleotide messenger RNA. Its product is annotated as peroxiredoxin-like 2A. NCBI's taxonomy places the organism in Eukaryota, Metazoa, Chordata, Actinopteri, Atheriniformes, Melanotaeniidae. The transcript is spliced from 5 exons. The record is from RefSeq and is a predicted model, not a curated record.